Messenger RNA from Varanus komodoensis (Komodo dragon), 9430 nucleotides. It is a transcript of the gene DIP2B, whose product is annotated as disco interacting protein 2 homolog B. The record is from RefSeq and is a predicted model, not a curated record. The coding region runs from base 1047 to 5702 and encodes 1551 amino acids. Lineage: Eukaryota; Metazoa; Chordata; Lepidosauria; Squamata; Varanidae. The transcript has 38 exons.
AGUGCAUCCUUCCCCCUGCCAAAUCAGUGGUGGUCACAUUCUUACCAGCUCUUUGGCUAAUCUCAGUACUUGCCAGCUUGGCAUUUCAGCUACAUGUUCUGACUGCUUCUCUUUAACUUCAGUCUGAGAUCUUGGAAUGCUGUAUUUUGGGAGUAGUGGGCCCAUUCCCUACAGAGAUGUUCAAUCAAAAGAGAGCAAAGAAGACUUUGCAGUGUUAACAUAUUUUUUAAAGAUAAUUUGGUAUUGCCCAAAGAAGAUGACCAAUUCUUAUAUACGGAAUGUUGUUAAAAUAUGUGGCAGCAUAUUAUCAGGGUUCAGUGUAGCUUCAUGUAGGGAAGAACAGGGAAACAUCAAUUGCUUGAGGUGCAAAAUGAUUUAGUAUUAGCUUGGCUGUUAGGUUUUCUCAACAUUUAAGUUCUUCAUUAGUAAAAACUGCAGCAUUUCAUUAGUAAUGGAAUAGUUGUUUUAAUCCCAAAAAAGGAAGCUUCUAAAGGUUUAAUAUGCAGAGCAGGUCUAAUCUGUACCUACUGACCUUUUGCCAUUUCCCCAUUCCUCUGCUUUGUGAUAUGGUGGACUUCACAUUGUGGUUCCAUUAAUAUGACUGGGAAGAAGGCUGGGAGUAGGUCAGAUGGAAAACCAGAUACAACCACACUUCUUAAGCAGGAGAUGUAUUUAUGGAACAAACUAGAUAGCAUAUGUUCAAUUUUACUAUAUUAUCAGUAAUUGAGGGAUGGACAGAGGGUUGUUGAGAUGUUCAAUGUUGUGUCAAUAGUGAGAAAUGAGAAUAAUAACCUGAUUUAUGGUCAGAGGAAUGAUUCAGUGUUUCUAGACUAGGUCAUACACUUCCUUCAUACUCCACCCUUCCUUGUGAAUUAUUCAAUCAACAGCUCCUAUGAAUAUUGGGAGUGGCGCUGUGUGUGUGUGUGUCCACGCGUACAAACUACUUUGUUGAGCAGUGCUCAUUUAUUCUCUAAUUGUCAUGCUGAUUGUUAUUCUCAUGAAACAUAUUGUCUCUUUCUAAAGCUGAACUGUGAACUUAUCUGUUCAUGCAGAGUUGGGAAAACCAAAUGCUUCAAGGGGACAUUACUCAGAAGGGGUAUGAGAAGAAAAGGGCAAAGCUGUUGGCUCCAUAUUUCCCACAGACUCAAGGGAUCGACCUAGGAGUGCAGAAGGAGCCCCGAAACCAGACACCUGCUCCAUCUGCAGCACCAGCACCAUCUUCAUCGAAGUAUCACCGGGCACGCUCUGGGGGAGCCAGGGAUGAACGCUAUCGGUCUGAUAUCCACACAGAGGCAGUGCAAGCAGCACUGGCAAAACACAAGGAACAGAAGAUGGCCCUGCCCAUGCCAACAAAAAGACGGUCCACAUUUGUACAGUCUCCUGCUGAUGCCUGCACGCCUCCAGACACGUCUUCUGCGUCCGAAGAUGAAGGGUCGCUCAGGCGCCAGGCUGCUCUAUCUGCUGCAUUGCAUCAGAGCUUACAGAAUGCUGAGUCAUGGAUCAACCGAUCUAUUCAGGGGUCAUCCACAUCUUCAUCAGCAUCUUCUACACUAUCCCAUGGAGAAGGCAAAGGGACCAGUGGGUCACUAGCUGAUGUAUUUGCCAGUACUCGAAUAGAAAACUUCUCAGUUCCCCCGGAUGUUACUGCAACUACCUCCACACCUGCUUCUUCUGCACGCCCAUCUGCUAUUGACCUUCCUCCAUCGGGCAUAGUGAAGGGCAUGCACAAAGCAUCCAACCGGUCCAGCCUUAUGGACACAGCUGAUGGUGUCCCUGUAAAUAGCAGAGUCUCCACAAAAAUUCAGCAGCUGCUCAAUACUCUGAAGCGACCAAAGCGGCCACCUCUGAAGGAGUUUUUUGUGGAUGAUUUUGAAGAAAUCGUGGAAGUUCCACAGCCAGACCCAAAUCAGCCCAAGCCAGAGGGACGUCAGAUGACGCCUGUGAAGGGAGAGCCUCUGGGAGUUGUUUGCAAUUGGCCUCCUGCUUUGGAAGCAGCUCUGCAACGCUGGGGAACAACACAAGCCAAAUGCUCUUGUUUGACAGCCCUGGAUGUUACUGGGAAGCCUGUCUAUACCCUGACAUAUGGGAAGCUGUGGAGCAGAAGCCUGAAGCUGGCCUACACAUUGCUGAAUAAACUGGGCACCAGAAAUGAACCUGUGCUGAAACCCGGAGAUAGAGUAGCCCUUGUUUAUCCCAACAAUGACCCUGUCAUGUUCAUGGUGGCGUUCUUUGGCUGUUUGCUGGCAGAAGUCAUCCCAGUGCCGAUAGAGGUACCUCUAACCCGAAAGGAUGCUGGUGGUCAACAGAUUGGUUUCCUGCUGGGCAGUUGUGGCGUUGCUUUAGCCCUCACCACUGAGGUUUGCCUGAAGGGUCUCCCCAAAACACAGAAUGGAGAAAUUGUUCAGUUCAAAGGUUGGCCUAAGCUGAAAUGGGUUGUAACAGAUUCCAAAUAUCUCUCCAAGUCGCCAAAGGACUGGCAACCCAACAUUUCAAAUGCAGGGUCUGAGCCGGCUUACAUUGAGUACAAGACCAGCAAGGAAGGGAGCGUGAUGGGUGUAACUGUGUCUCGAAUCGCCAUGCUGUCUCAUUGUCAGGCUUUGUCUCAGGCCUGCAACUACUCUGAAGGUGAAACCAUAGUGAAUGUCCUGGAUUUCAAGAAGGAUGCAGGCUUGUGGCACAGCAUGCUAACAAGUGUAAUGAACAAGCUGCACACCAUCAGCGUGCCCUACUCAGUGAUGAAAACCUGCCCUCUUUCUUGGGUACAGAGGGUUCACACUCACAAAGCUAAGGUAGCUUUGGUUAAAUGCCGAGAUUUGCACUGGGCCAUGAUGGCUCACCGGGACCAAAGAGAUGUCAAUUUAAGUUCCCUGCGGAUGCUGAUUGUAACUGAUGGUGCUAACCCCUGGUCUGUAUCUUCCUGUGAUGCUUUCCUGAGUUUAUUCCAGAGCCAUGGGCUUAAACCAGAAGCAAUAUGUCCCUGUGCCACAUCCCCUGAAGCAAUGACUGUGGCAAUUCGGAGGCCUGGUGUUCCAGGGGCACCUUUGCCUGGAAGAGCUAUCUUAUCAAUGAAUGGGUUGAGCUAUAGUGUCAUCCGUGUCAACACAGAAGAUAAGAAUUCUGCUCUUACUGUACAGGAUGUUGGUCACGUGAUGCCAGGUGGAAUGAUGUGCAUAGUGAAACCAGAUGGUCCUCCUCAGCUCUGUAAGACAGAUGAGAUUGGUGAAAUCUGUGUUAGCUCCAGAACCGGAGGGAUGAUGUACUAUGGGCUUACUGGAGUAACUAAGAACACAUUUGAGGUCAUUCCUGUGAAUUCAGCUGGCUCUCCUGUGGGUGAUGUACCAUUUGUGCGCUCUGGAUUGCUGGGUUUUGUUGGACCUGGUAGCCUGGUAUUUGUUGUUGGAAAAAUAGAUGGGAUGCUUAUCGUUAGUGGACGCAGACAUAAUGCUGACGACAUCGUGGCCACAGGACUGGCAGUUGAAUCUAUAAAAACAGUUUAUAGAGGAAGGAUUGCAGUGUUUUCUGUGACUGUGUUUUACGAUGAGAGGAUUGUGGUGGUAGCUGAGCAGCGGCCAGAUGCCUCUGAAGAGGACAGUUUCCAAUGGAUGAGUCGUGUGCUACAGGCGAUCGACAGCAUUCAUCAAGUGGGAGUAUAUUGCCUUGCUCUUGUUCCAGCCAAUACUUUGCCAAAAACUCCUCUGGGAGGGAUCCAUAUAUCUCAGACCAAACAACACUUCCUAGAAGGGUCACUGCACCCAUGUAACAUCCUCAUGUGCCCACACACAUGUGUAACCAAUCUGCCAAAACCCAGGCAAAAACAACCAGGUGUUGGCCCUGCCUCUGUGAUGGUGGGAAACCUGGUUGCAGGGAAGCGCAUCGCACAGGCCUCUGGGCGGGAUCUCGGACAGAUAGAGGAGAACGACUUGGUGAGAAAGCACCAGUUCUUGUCUGAGGUACUCCAGUGGAGAGCACAAGCAACUCCCGAACAUAUGCUUUUCCUCCUGCUCAAUGCCAAGGGGGCCCCAGUAUGUACAGCCACCUGCCUGCAGCUGCACAAGCGAGCUGAGCGAAUCGCAUCGAUUCUGUAUGAAAAGGGACACCUCAAUGCUGGGGAUAAUGUGGUGCUGCUCUAUCCUCCUGGUAUCGAGCUCAUUGCAGCGUUUUACGGCUGCCUGUAUGCUGGCUGCAUCCCAGUAACCGUCCGGCCGCCACACGCCCAGAACCUCACUGCUACUUUGCCCACCGUGCGGAUGAUUGUAGACGUCAGCAAAGCUGCCUGUAUUCUCACCAGUCAGACCUUGAUGAGGUUACUGAGAUCCAGGGAGGCUGCAACUGCUGUUGAUGUGAAAACCUGGCCAACCAUCAUUGACACAGAUGACUUGCCCAGGAAGCGGCUACCUCAGGUCUACAAACCACCAACUCCAGAAAUGUUGGCCUACCUGGAUUUUAGCGUUUCUACCACAGGGAUGCUUACAGGAGUGAAGAUGUCCCAUGCAGCAGUCAGUGCCCUGUGCAGAGCCAUAAAGCUCCAGUGUGAACUGUACUCCUCAAGGCAGAUUGCCAUCUGUCUGGAUCCCUACUGUGGGCUCGGCUUUGCACUUUGGUGCCUUUGCAGUGUAUAUUCUGGUCACCAGUCUAUUUUAAUUCCUCCUAUGGAGUUGGAAUCCAACCUUUUCCUAUGGCUGUCCACUGUAAGCCAGUAUAAAAUACGAGACACUUUCUGUUCCUAUUCGGUCAUGGACAUGUGUACAAAGGGGCUUGGGAACCAGGUUGAUGUACUAAAGGCAAGAGGCAUUAACCUUUCAGGUGUUCGGACCUGCGUAGUGGUGGCAGAGGAGCGCCCACGAGUUGCCCUCACUCAGUCCUUCUCCAAGCUCUUCAAGGACAUUGGCCUGUCAUCUCGUGCAGUCAGCACCACCUUUGGGUCAAGAGUCAAUGUAGCUAUCUGUUUACAGGGAACCUCAGGGCCUGAUCCCACCACAGUGUAUGUCGAUCUGAAAUCGUUAAGACAUGACAGAGUACGGCUAGUUGAAAGAGGUGCUCCCCAGAGCCUGCUGCUUUCUGAGUCAGGCAAGAUACUGCCUGGUGUCAAAGUGAUUAUUGUCAAUCCUGAGACCAAAGGACCUGUUGGAGAUUCUCACCUUGGAGAAAUAUGGGUGAACAGCCCCCACACUGCCAGUGGUUAUUACACGAUCUAUGAUAAUGAAACCCUCCAAGCAGAUCAUUUCAACACCCGCCUUAGCUUUGGUGAUGCUGCCCAAACCCUUUGGGCACGAACAGGGUACCUUGGCUUUGUACGCCGGACUGAACUCACAGCAGCCAGUGGAGAACGCCACGAUGCACUGUAUGUCGUAGGAGCACUGGAUGAGACUCUAGAGCUGCGCGGGUUGCGCUAUCAUCCAAUUGACAUAGAGACCUCAGUUUCUCGAACGCACAGGAGCAUUGCGGAAUGUGCUGUAUUCACAUGGACCAACUUGCUUGUGGUGGUUGUGGAGCUCUGUGGCUGUGAACAGGAGGCCCUUGACCUAGUCCCUCUCGUAACCAACGUGAUCCUGGAGGAACAUUAUCUGAUUGUGGGAGUUGUCGUGGUGGUUGAUCCUGGGGUGAUUCCAAUCAAUUCCAGAGGAGAAAAACAGCGCAUGCAUCUCCGGGAUAGUUUCUUGGCUGACCAACUGGAUCCCAUCUACGUAGCAUACAACAUGUAAUUUUGGGAGUGCAGGUCGCGGCACCAUUUACAAACUUUUCAAGGACCAGUGAUGACUGCGGAAACAAAAAAGUCAUUUGACGAUUAGUGGUGACUGUUGCAAAGCUUGACUGUUGGGAAGCUAUCUUUCUCCUCUUCUCAACCUCUCUCUCUUUCUCCUCCUCCCCCACCCACUUUUUCUCUCUCGCUCGCUUGCUCUCUGGGUCAACAGCAAGAUGGACUGAUCAGAAAGCAAAAGAUGACAGCCAGUGAAGGACACUGUAUUGCAGGAUGCUAGCUUUACAGACAGUGGAAAUUGGCCUGCAUGAGAAAACAAACAAUUACUAAGGCCUUUAUUGUAGUGUUAACUUUUUCAUCUAUUGUACAUAUUUGUAUUUUUUCUAAUACUGUUUUAGGAUCCUAUGAGGGGUGGGUUUAUUUAGGUAAGAUGUCAUUGUGUAAGAAUGAGGUCAUGUGUGUCCUGCUAAUCCCCCCUUUCCCCUAAACAGUGUGCUUCACAACUGUAAGUUAGCUUAAUUCUGUAGUAUUCUGUUAAUAUGGGAUCACACUGCUUACUUAAACUUGUGCCAUGACCAAAUCCAAUAAUCCACUGAACUGAAGAAUUACUUAUUCAUAUAGAUAUUUCUUGAAUUUAAAAGAAGUUUUGCUUAUAUUUUAAAUAUGUAAAUAUUAAUAUGCAUAAUUCAUUUAUUUAGAAAAUCGGCUCAAAUAAUGAUGGCAUAUGAGGUAGACAUUAUCUACGGAUUUUAACGAAGUCUUUAAAUUGUGUGUGUUAGGCAAUUAAUGCAAGAAAUGAAGAUAAGGCUGUCCAUUCAGUUUUUACUGUUGUGUUGCUGGCCAGAGUAUAGCAUGUAGAAACUGAAGUUUUUAAGUCACAUGUUUAUAAAAGAGGCUGAAGUCCAUAAGCUUUAAAACCAUUUUAGAAACAAGAAGAAAAUUCUGCAACUCUGGAAUGUUUAAUAUAAUCUGUACAGCCUCUGCUUAGUCCUGUCAUUAAAUUGUGUGUAGGCAGGUCAACAGUUAACCAGAACUACUCAAUUCAUGGUCUAGGUCAUGAUUCCUUCCUUUUGUUCCUUGAUCAUUUGUGCACAGUACAGAUGCAACUGCCAGAGCAACUUUCACUCAAACUGGAAAAGAGCCCUGGCAUCCCUAUGAUGCACUUGCUGCUUUCUGGUUGGGACUCACUACUGCAGAGAGUGAGCUUUGGCAGAAUGUUUUCAGAGCAAGGACAGUGCAAUUCUGUUGAAAGUGUGGGGAAAUACCUCUCCAGAUAUUGUGAUUAGUCCAUCCAAAGUGGAUGAUUCCACUCUUCAAAGAAUUGCUAACAAUAGAUGCCUUAAAAUGUGCUGGAACCACCAUUGUCUGGGAAUGGUUUGCAGCCCCAUCUCCACUAGGAGAAGCAAGAUUUCAACUUUUUAUUUAGAUCAUCGUUUUUUGAAUUGCACCCUUAGAUUCUUCUUCCCCCACUUCCCCUUAUGUUUGUUAAAAAAACACUGAAAGCAGAUGCCUGAAAUGGUGACAACUCUUCUUGGGCCAUUUGUGGCCUAUUGUGUAAAUAGUUAGAAUAUUUUAAUAAUAUCUGUUUACCUACCCUGUAACAAAGUUAAUGUUUUUAGACAUUUUUAAGAGAGAUAUAAAUAUAAACUUGGAUUAAAUCCUCAAGAACAGCAGCUAUACUAAGUGCAGCUUUGACAACUGUCCCUUAAAACAAAUUCCAAAUGUAUACUUGAAAACCUUUCUGUACAAACUUUCAAGGUUUUUUUUAAUGGCCUAACACAUUGAAAUUUAGACAGUGUGUGUUUGGAUAUGUCAAAAAUAUUCACAGUUAUCAUCUGUGGUCAUACAUAAAGCAAUGGCAUAUAUCCUGAAGCAAAGAUUUAUGGCAAAACUAGAGGUAGUCCAUUGCUUCAAACCACUGAAAUAAUAACUACUGGUUUUUAGUGGAGACAGUCUGAAUAUUUUGCAUUAUCAGUAUUUCCACAGUAUGGUGCUGCUACAUAAAUGAAAAACCCUCCAUACUGAAGUAGUUUUAAUUCAUGUUCAAUCAUUUGGAAAACACCCACCCCACCAAGCAGUUACUGGUAUUUGGCAUGUGAACAGCAUAGUACAGAUGGGCUUCAGUAUCCAAAUAUCGCAUGCACUCCAGCCCUUAUUUAUUAACUGCAAUGUUGGCUAGUACGAGGUCUCAAUUUUGAUAACAAACCACUUUCUUAAUGUCCUUCCACUAAGCGGAAUGUUCCUCUGCCAACAAGUGUGGUGUUUUCUAUAGCUCUGUGACACUUUCCCUCCCCACACCUCUUUACACCAUAAAUUCUUGCCCAGUGUAACUUGAUAGAAAUUUUAUGUGCAGAACAGAGUACUUCUUAAGGUAGCAUUUUAGAAUUUCCAGCCUAGAAGACUUCAAUUGUAUUCCAAAUACUGGGGGAAGCAAUGCUGCCAAUCUCCAAUUGCCCCUUUGAUUUGCUUAUUAAGCAUUUCAUUUCUUUCCAGGUUAGUGUAAUUUUAAUCCAGAGUAUUUUCCUUCCUAAGGUUAUAGAAUUAAUACUCCCAGGAUUUCAAUUCUACUUGUUUAGGUAUAGGAUCUGUUCAGUGCUGCACAAUUCUUUGCCUUCUGGUAACGUGUACAAAGUGGCUGAGAUUCCAAAGGAGUGACUGUGGAAUCAGUGUUAUCUUUACCUGAGCUCUGACACUGGUUUGCUCUGUGUAGCUUUGGGUAUGUUAUUCCAUGUUCUCCAUCAGUAUGUGAGAUAUUGCAGCUUAUAAAUGGGAUUCAGUCAGGAUACAGUUCUCCAUAGGUUUUACUAAGUGAUCUAUUUUAAACUAGCUUGCCCUUCCUUUUUCACAUAGCCACCUAAGUAGUGAUGGUGGUGGUUUGUAAUAAAUCCAAAGAGAUAGAGCCAAUGUUGCCAGUCCAGGUUUUUUGGAUUUCCUUAUUAGCUCAGGUGAGGUUGAACAUACAUAUAAGAGAAUGGAUCAAGAGUGUCCCUUUUGUGAAUGGAGAUGACUGGCAUGUCUUCCCAGGCACCUGAAGGAAGGGGGAAUUUUUUGCUGAUUUCAUUCCCCUGCAGCACCCAUGCAACCUACCACUUUGUUCUGGGUUGACCUCCAAGUUUCCAGAGGAGCUUUUCAGAGGGCUGCAGGAGGAAGGAGGAAUCACCAAAAGUUGCUUUCCUCCAUUUCCUCUAACAGGAGCAUCCUGUUAGUGGAGUUUACUUCAUGAGAACUCUGGAUUCAAGCCAUUAGGUUUUCAACAGUAUCCAUUGCUAUGAAGCCGUUUGGAACAGCUGUUUUCCUGAGAAUUGGUUUACUACUAUGAACACAUAAUCAUGAACUAUCAUGUUUUACUUUCAGAGAAUUUCAGCUCUUAAGUAUGUUGAUGUAGCUAUUAUACCAGCCCUGUUCAUUUACACUGGUUUUCUGAUUUUAGUUGAUUGUGUAGUCAAGAAUGACAGUCCAUACUUAAGUGUGCUGGAGAUACAGUUAUACAAAACAACAUUCAUUGUCUUUAGCCCUAAAGGUGCUUUUUUUCCCUUUCUUUGAUGUCAAUACGUUUACCAUUGCCAGAUUCAGAUUACAACAAUGUAAUUAUGUAUAAAGUUUUUUUAUUUAUUUGAAAUUAGGUUUUAGAUAUACUUUUUUAAAAAAUUUAACAUCUGGCUGGACAGUGUUCCAUUAACGCAUUGAUUGUGUCUCCUUUGUCUUGUGUUAAUAAAUAAUGAUGCCUGGCUA